AUGAGUGAGAAAAGUGUAGACGCUUCCUCUGCCUUUGAGCGUAUCCAAAUGCAGGGAAGGAACCUUGCAGCCAAAUACCGUCAAACGAUGGAAAAUUACGAGCGUAACACUGGUCACAAGCACCCUCUAGGUGCUAAUGAGGAAGAAAAGGCUAAUGGUGCCAAGGAAGAGGCUCAGAAGGAAGUACCUCUUCAAUUUCCUGAGAAAUCGGAUCUGUAA
Messenger RNA from Malassezia pachydermatis, 219 nucleotides. RefSeq lists its product as hypothetical. Lineage: Eukaryota; Fungi; Basidiomycota; Malasseziomycetes; Malasseziales; Malasseziaceae. The coding region runs from base 1 to 219 and encodes 72 amino acids. The transcript is spliced from 2 exons. The record is from RefSeq and is a predicted model, not a curated record.